Molecule: messenger RNA, 1125 nt
Organism: Arachis ipaensis
Lineage: Eukaryota; Viridiplantae; Streptophyta; Magnoliopsida; Fabales; Fabaceae
Biological process (GO): telomere maintenance; DNA repair
Molecular function (GO): DNA helicase activity
Source: RefSeq, a predicted model, not a curated record
AUGAAUGGUGUUGCUUAUGAUACAUUUCAAGAGGCAUGUUCUGCUAUGAAAUUCUUGAUCGAUGAUAAUGAGUUUGUUUCUACUAUUAAGGAAGUCGGCGAGUUAGCAUCAGCUGCACAGCUAAGGAGGCUUUUCGUGAUAUUGUUGCUAUCUAGUUCUAUGGGAAGACCUUUGUCAGUCUGGGAACAAACUUGGGCUUAUUUGUCUGAUGAUAUUCUUUAUUAUAGAAGACAUGAGCUGCAAUAUUCCGGUAAGACUUUAGUUCAUGAUAAAUUUGUAUAUGACACACAUAUACACAAGCGCACACAAGCCAAAAAUGAUAUUUUGAAUAAUGGGAAAUCAUUGAGAAAUUAUGCUGGUAUGCCGCUUCCUAAUACCUCUUUAGCCUCUCAAUUUAGCAAUUUGAUGCUGUUGCAUGAGUUGCAGUAUGAUACUGUUUCUUUGCUUCGUGAGCACGAUGAAAAUAUCUUAAAGUUAAAUGAAGAACAAAGGGUGAUCUAUGAUAAAAUUAUUGAUUGUGUUUCCAAUAAGAGGCAUGGAUUCUUUUUUGUCUACGGGUUUGGCGGCACUGGAAAAAUAUUUUUAUACAGAGUUUUGUCAGCUAGAUUGCGAUCUGAGAAAAAGAUUGUUAUAAAUGUUGCUUCUAGUGGUAUUGCUUCUCUGUUAUUACCUGGUGAAAAGACAGCGCAUUCUAUGUUCAAUAUUCCCGUUGAGCUAACUGAAGAUACUAUUUGUCGAAUUAAGAAGGAUAGUCCUAAAGAUAAGCUAAUCCGAUUGGCUGAUUUGAUUAUUUGGGAUGAGGCACCAACGACUAAUAAAUUAACAUUUAAAGAGCUUGAUAGGACUUUACAUGAUAUCAUGGUUUUGGUUUCUGAUAGUAAUAAAAAUUUACCUUUUGGUGGGAAGGUGUUUGUUCUUGGUGGUGAUUUUAGGCAGGUCUUGCCAGUUAUUCCAAAGGGUUCUCGUGCUGAGAUUGUGAUGGCUUCCAUAAAUUCUUCCGUUCUCUGGAAAUAUUGCGAAGUUUUAAGAUUAACAAAAAAUUUGAGAUUAGCAAAUGGAUUGGAACAAUCAACUGCUCAGGAGUUAAGGUCCUUUUCAUAUUGGAUACUUCAAGGUGAAGGUUAA